This is a messenger RNA of Sander lucioperca (pikeperch), 8952 nucleotides long. RefSeq names its product phospholipid-transporting ATPase ABCA1 (gene abca7). The transcript is spliced from 51 exons. Gene Ontology annotation, molecular function: ATP binding; lipid carrier activity; ABC-type transporter activity. Lineage: Eukaryota; Metazoa; Chordata; Actinopteri; Perciformes; Percidae. Gene Ontology annotation, biological process: lipid transport; transmembrane transport. Gene Ontology annotation, cellular component: intracellular membrane-bounded organelle; membrane. The record is from RefSeq and is a predicted model, not a curated record. Bases 301 to 7452 code for a protein of 2383 amino acids.
UUUCUUCAGCUAACACCUGCUGUUACAAACAGUAGGGAAAUGGAGAGUCAAUGACAAGCUACCCGCCGCUGCUGUUGUCCGAAAGGAGAUUGUAUCACCUAUUUUACAGAAAGGCAAAAGAAGUGAGGCUGGCUAUUGCUUUCUAACCUGGCACACGUCAUCAGCCAGAUCUUCAGGUAAUUUAUACAGCACAAACACGAGGAAGAGACCAUAAUCUGGAGGCAUUCACAGAGCAAAAGUAAAUGUUAAAGUAUCGGAGUGAAACAGCUUUGCAUCAUGGUCAGGUAGCUGUUGAGAGUGAUGGGGGUUUUCCGACAGUUUGGCCUCCUGCUCUGGAAGAACAUCACAUACCGCAGGAGGAACAAGAUCCAGCUGAUUAUCGAGCUCCUCUGGCCGCUCUUCCUCUUCGUCAUCCUCAUCUCUGUUCGUCAUUCACACCCUCCUUACAAACAGAGCCAAUGUCACUUUCCAAACAAAGCCUUGCCAUCAGCAGGCACCUUGCCCUGGAUUCAGGGCAUUAUCUGCAACAUCAACAACCCCUGCUUCCACAGCCCAACACCAGGGGAGACAGUGGGCCAAUUUGGCAACUUUGACAACUCCAUACUGUCUCGUCUCUUCGUGGACGUGGAGACUGUUCUGUCCUACAGUGGAAACCAGAGAUUCUCGGGCUUUCAGGACCUGAUGGAGAGUGUCCGAAGGCUGGGAGAGAGACCUGGAGCCUGGCCAAAUCUCCCAGUAGAAGAAUACCUGAGAGCCAAUGAGACGUUCUCCACCUUCCUCCUGACCAAUGGCAGCCUGUCGCCUGUGACUGUGGACCAGCUGCUGAAGGCUCAUCUCAAUUUUCAGGUUUCGGUGGCUGGAGCUCAGAUGCAGCUGAAGGACUUGGUGUGUAAUGCGAGCAUGUUAGGACAGUUUCUGACAGUGGAUGGAGGAGAAGACGCCAUGAAUGAUCUCCAGACUCAGCUGUGUAACCUGCCAGCUGACGUCCUGCGGGAAGCUGAACGCCUUUUCCUUUCUCAGCUCGACUUUACCAAGUUCUUCACAAGAGACCGUCUGAUGGCAAAUGCUGGAGACUUCAGGAUCAUCAGUGAGGCUGUCACCUCCGUUUCCCAGGAUCUGGCUGUCCUCAUUAAUGAUUUGUCCUCCCUCUCCAGCUUUGCGGACAUGAGCGCAGCUCUUCGUCUUCUGUCUCCAGAGAAUCGCUCAGCGUUGCCCAGGGAAAGUUUUCGCGCUUUUUCAAGGAUCAUGUGCGGUCACCCUGAGAUUGGCGGUGAGCGUAUCCCAUCGCUCAACUGGUAUGAGGACAAUGACAUCAAGUCCUUCUUAGGGAAAAACGGCAUGGAAGACACAGACAUGGACCAUGACAACAACACCACUCCAUUCUGUAAAAGUUUGAUCCGAGGUCUGGAGUCCAACCCUCUGUCUCGCAUUGUGUGGCGAGGAAUAAAACCUCUGUUUAUUGGAAAACUGCUGUACACACCAGACACUCCUGCAGUACAACAAGUCAUGAAAGAGGUGAACAAGACCUUCGAGGACCUGCAGGUCCUCCAGGAGCUGAAUGAAGCCUGGCUGGAGGUGGGACCACAAAUCAAGAGUUACAUGGAGAGCAGUGUGGAGAUUCAGCUGCUGCAGGAUUUGUUGAGGCGGCCAGAGGUCGCUGUUCUGGUCAACCUGCGUCUGGAGAACACGUCCUGGACAGCCUCGCGGAUCGCACGUUUCCUGUCAACACCCUCGCCAGACACCCCAAGGAAGCCCGGAGCAGCGCCUACCUGGCUGGACGUCUACAACGACCUCAGCCACACCAUCACCACGCUCGCACAAGUCACUGAGUGUUUCUCUCUGAACAAGCUGGAGGGGUUGGAGACUGAGGGUCAGAUGAUUGACAGGGCUUUGGAGCUACUGGAAGACAGGCAGUUUUGGGCAGGUGUGGUUUUCCUGCUGCCCAACUCCUCGUCCCCUAACCUGCCGCCCCACGUAACCUACAAAAUCCGAAUGGACAUUGAUGAUGUGACCCGGACCAACAAGAUCAAGGACAGGUUUUGGGAUCCUGGUCCAGCAGCCGACCCAUUUAAUGACAUGCGCUACAUUUGGGGCGGCUUCGUGUACGUCCAGGACCUAGUGGAGCGAGCUGUGAGCCGCAUCCUGACUGGAGUUCAACAAACAACCGGCAUCUACAUCCAGCAGAUGCCCUACCCCUGCUACGUGGAUGAUGUUUUCCUUCGAGUGCUGAACCGCUCUCUGCCACUCUUCAUGACACUGGCCUGGAUCUACUCGGUGGCCAUGAUCAUCAAAGGCGUGGUGUACGAGAAGGAGGCGAGGCUGAAGGAAACCAUGAGGAUUAUGGGUCUGGGAACGGGAACGCUGUGGUUCAGCUGGUUCAUCAGCAGCAUCGUCCCUUUCCUGAUCUCUGCAGGGCUCCUUAUUGCUCUGCUCAAGUGGGGGGACAUCCUGCCAUACAGCGACCCAACUGUUGUGUUUUUCUUCCUGACGGCGUUUGCCAACGCCACCAUCAUGCAGUGUUUCCUCAUCAGUACCUUCUUCUCUAAAGCCAACUUGGCUGCUGCAUGUGGAGGGCUGAUCUACUUCGGGCUUUACCUGCCAUACGUACUGUGUGUAGCCUGGAGAGACCGCCUCAACACCACCUACAGAGUCCUUGCUAGUUUCCUGUCCCCCGUGGCCUUUGGCUUCGGCUGUGAGUAUUUCUCUCAGUAUGAAGAGCAAGGCGUGGGCAUCCAGUGGUACAACCUCCACUCCAGCCCCGUGGAAGGAGACUCAUACCGCUUCACUACCUCUAUAGUCAUGCUUUAUGUGGACGCCUUCAUCUACGCCACCGCAGCCUGGUACAUUGAGGCAGUGUUUCCUGGUGAAUAUGGGAUCCCCAGGCCCUGGUACUUCAUCUUCCAGAUGAACUACUGGGGUGGAGUUCCCCUCGAGGUGGGCUUACCGAUCCCCCCCGCACCCACAGAACAGGAUGAAGAUAACAUUGAACCAGAACCUGUUAACCUGGUCCUGGGUGUGAACAUCAGAAACUUGGUGAAAAUCUACAAGAAGGGAGCCAAACUGGCCGUCAAUCACCUCAACCUGAAGUUCUACGAGGGGCAGAUCACCUCUUUCCUCGGCCAUAACGGAGCCGGCAAAACCACCACCAUAUCUGUCCUGACUGGCCUGUUCCCACCCACCUCGGGCACUGUGUACAUCAAGGGGAUGGACAUCCGCUAUGACAUGGAAAUUAUCCGGAAGACACUGGGAGUUUGUCCACAACACAAUGUCCUGUUUGACAUACUAACAGUGGAGGAGCAUGUGUGGUUUUAUGGGUGUCUGAAGGGUUUAUCUGAAGCAGAAGUAAAAGCUGAGCUGGACACUCUGCUGGAAGAUGUCGGCCUGCUGCACAAACGACAUGAACAGACCAAAAACCUCUCUGGUGGCAUGCGGAGGAAGCUGUCUGUGGCGAUCGCGUUUGUUGGAGGCUCUAAAGUGGUUGUUCUGGAUGAACCCACAGCCGGCGUUGAUCCUUACUCCCGCAGAGGGAUCUGGGAUCUACUGCUUAAAUACCGCAAAGACCGGACCAUCAUCCUGUCCACCCACUACAUGGACGAGGCAGAGCUGCUCGGUGACCGGAUCGCUAUCAUCUCACAGGGGAAGCUGUGCUGCUGUGGCUCACCGCUCUUCCUCAAAUCCCGCCUUGGAUCUGGCUACUACCUCACUGUGGUGAAGAGGGAGGGACUGGACACCAGCACUCCCAGCAGUACCAGUAUCUGCACCAGUACCAGCAUCAGCACCAACAAGCUGCCUCCUCUCAAGGACAGUGAGUCAUCCAUGAGUGAGGACACCGGCCUGGGAAGUGAGGAGAGCAGUUCAUACCUGGCGGCGUUGCUUUCCCUGGCACAGCACCACAUCCCGGGUGCGAGGCUGGUGGAGGACUCAGGGCGCGAGGCGGUGGUCAACCUGCCGCAGGCGGCUGCCAAGGACAGCAGCCUGGCCGUCUUCCUGUUUGAACUGGAUCAGAGACUGACCGAGAUGGGCAUCAGCAGCUAUGGCCUGUCAGACAGCACACUGGAGGAGAUCUUUUUGCGAGUGGCAGAAGAAACCGGCGUGGAUGCUGAACCAGAGCUGCAGGCUGAAUCUCCCCACAGGCAGCAGCCAUCAGCUGCACAGAGGGCUGAGAGUCAAAAUGCUGAAGAACCAGAGACAGGAAGGAAAAGGCUCCGUAAGCAAGAACCUCAGGAGACAGACCUGCUGAGUGGAGAAGGCCGAGGUGGGAUCCCCCUGACCGGCUGGUGGCUGACCUGGCAGCAGCUGAGAGCUCUCUUCAUCAAACGCUUGCUUUAUGCUCGAAGGAGCCGCAGGGGCUUCUUCGCUCAGAUUGUCCUGCCUGCUGUGUUCGUGCUGGUCGCUCUGCUCUUCAGCCUCAUUGUUCCUCCGUUUGGGAAGUAUCCAGCUCUGCAGCUGCAGCCCUGGAUGUACGGAGAACAAUACACCUUCUACAGCAACGACGCACCUGGGAACCCAGCCAUUGAGAACCUGCUGGAGGCUCUGCUGGACCAGCCAGGUUUUGGUACCAAGUGCAUGGAGAAAGAGGAAGAAGGCAACAGCACUAGGAGUCCUCAGUGUGAAGGCGUGCGGGGCGGCCUAUUCAUGCGACCACAGGUCUCCUACUCCACCUGGCAAAUGUUCAGCAGAGGCAACUGGAGCAAAGACGCACCGUCUCCUGACUGUCAGUGUAGCACAGAGGAUGUCCGCCGGAUGCUCCCCGACUGCCCGCAGGGUGCCGGUGGAAUUCCGCCUCCACAGAUUAAGAGGCUGACUGGAGACAUCCUACAAAAUCUGACAAGUUAUAACAUCUCUGAUUACCUGGUGAAAACCUACUCUCAGAUCCUCAAGAAAAGCCUAAAAACCAAGAAGUGGGUGAAUGAAUUCAGAUAUGGAGGUUUCUCCCUCGGGGGCAGCGCCACUCAGACUUUAUCUCAGGUCCACCUUGUCCAAGACUCGAUCAUAGCGAUCAGGACUCGUUAUCGAGUUCCGCAGAACAGUUCAGUGGAUCAUCUGCUAAACAGACUGCCAGAUGUUCUACGAGGACUGAACAGUCGAAACAAUGUCAAGGUGUGGUACAAUAACAAAGGAUGGCAUGCCAUGGUGUCAUUUGUCAACGUGAUGAACAACGGCCUGCUGAGAGCCAGUCUGCCACCAGGUCCAGAGAGGAAAAAGUACGGCAUCACUGCCUACAACCACCCGCUCAACCUCACCAAGGAACAACUCACGGAAAUGGCCAUGAUGACCACAUCAGUGGAUGUUCUGGUUUCUAUCUGUGUGAUCUUUGCCAUGUCCUUUGUACCGGCAAGCUUCGUCCUUUUUCUGAUUGAGGAGCGAGUCAGCAAAGCCAAACACCUUCAGUUUGUCAGCGGGGUCAAACCAAUCCUCUACUGGCUGGCCAACUUCACCUGGGACAUGUUGAACUACACGGUCCCAGCCACCAUGGUGGUGCUGAUCUUCAUCUGUUUCCAGCAGCAGUCGUACGUCUCAGAGACCAACCUGCCUGCUCUCGUCCUGCUCCUCCUCCUCUACGGGUGGUCCAUUACCCCUCUGAUGUACCCAGCAUCCUUUGUGUUCACCGUCCCCAGCACAGCCUAUGUGGUUCUGACCUCCAUCAACCUCUUCAUCGGAAUCAACGGCAGCAUCGCCACCUUCGUCCUGGAGCUGUUUGUUGACGAGCAUCUGAACGAGGUGAACAGGAUCCUGAAGAAGGUGUUUCUCAUCUUCCCUCAUUUCUGCCUGGGACGAGGACUCAUCGACAUGGCCAAAAACCAGGCCAUGGCAGACGCCUUCCAGAGACUGGGCACAAAGCAGACCCUGGACCCUCUUCAGUGGGACUUCGUAGGGAAGAACCUAUUUGCGAUGGCAGCUGAAGGUGUUAUAUUCUUCAUCUUCACCAUACUGCUGCAGUACAAGUUCUUCAUUCGCUUCAGGCCGUGGUGGGCCAAGCCUGAGAUGCCUCCUCUUGGUCCAGAGGACGAGGACGUUGCCAGGGAGAGAGAGAGGGUCAUAAGUGGCAAAGCCCAGUCAGACAUCCUCACCAUGAUCGACCUGAGCAAGGUUUAUAAAUCAGGCAGGAAGCCGGCAGUGGAUCGUCUCUGCCUCGGAAUCCCUCGUGGCGAGUGUUUUGGCCUGCUGGGGGUGAACGGAGCAGGGAAGACCUCUACCUUUCGCAUGCUGACCGGAGACACGGCCAUCACCUAUGGAGAGGCUUUACUUAAUCACCACAGUGUGCUGACAGAGAUGGAGCGAGUCCACCAGCUGAUGGGUUACUGUCCACAGUUUGACGCCAUCAGCGACCUGCUGACAGGUCGGGAACAUCUGGAGCUGUACGCCCGCCUACGGGGAGUUCCAGAGGAGUCUGUCACCAAGGUGGCGCAGUGGGGCGUGAAGAAGCUGGGACUGACCCAGUACGCUGAGCGGGAGGCUGGAGGCUACAGCGGAGGCAACAAGAGAAAACUCUCCACUGCCAUCUCCCUCAUCGGGGCUCCACCUGUUAUAUUCCUGGAUGAGCCCACCACUGGCAUGGACCCAAAAGCCAAAAGGUUUCUGUGGAACUGCAUCCUCAGCGUCACUAAAGAGGGAAGAGCUGUAGUUCUCACCUCCCACAGUAUGGAGGAAUGUGAGGCUCUCUGCACCAGAAUGGCAAUCAUGGUGAACGGCAGAUUCCAGUGUCUCGGAUCUGUACAACACCUGAAAAACAGGUUUGGUAAUGGCUACACCAUCAUCCUUCGUUUGGUGGACGCUAAAUCCAACCCGGACUCGUGCCCCAUCAGCACCUAUAUGAAGAGCUCUUUUCCCAGCAUCGAGCUGAAGGAGCGCCACCAGAGCGUGCUGCAGUACCAGCUGCCCUCACACGCCUGCUGCCUGGCUCGUGUCUUCGAAGUGCUGGCCAACAACUAUGAGGAGAUGGGCGUCAUCGACUUCUCGGUUUCACAGACUACCCUGGACCAGGUGUUUGUCAACUUUGCCAAAGAGCAGACAGAUGACGACUUCCUCACAGAUGUGGUCAUCAGCAACCUCACUACACUGCACACUAGGAUUAACACUCCCACCAUCCAACCACAGCCGCCAAUCACUCCCCCUCAUUCAAGCCAGACUCCACAGCAGCAUGGGAAAUCAUCUGACAGCAAACCAAAAGAGCGUAAAUCAAAGAAGCCAAAAGUUGGCAAGGACAAAUCUAAAGACGGCAAAGCUAACGGAGAGAAAAGCAGCAGUACGGCAAUGACCAGAAUACCUCAGAGAGAGGAGAAGGCUCAGAGAACAAGCCGGAGGGGCAGCAGUGGAUCAGACAGCAGUAACGAUGGAGUUCAGGGAGAAUCCAGUAAAUCCAGUAAGUCCAAACACAGAGAAGAGAGCUCCAGUAAAAAUCCUUCUGCACUCUUUAUAGUCGACGGCAACACACAGGACAGCACACUGUAAAGUAGACUGGUGCAAGACGAGCAGAAGAUGCAGGUUCAAUGGACCAACUACAGUCAAAAGCUUUUUAUUACUCACUGUUUGUCAUUUGAAUGUUUUUCAAUGCUGACAGCGACCAUAAUAUGCAACAUGGAAUGGCACAGCUCAUCAGAGUUAAAAAUGGAAAAGAUGGACUUUGAAAUUUACUUAGAGGUAAAUUUAUCCCCUUGGCCUCCUCUGAAGAAAGAAAGUUAGUACUUCCUAAUAUGGCUUUGGUGCCUUGUUCACCCGUUAACAUAUCUGCAGCUUCUUAGCCUUUAUUUGGGUUUAUACAUCUUACACUGUGUCUUCUCGUUCUGUAUUGACAUCAUCAGUCCAAAGUUAUUUAUCCUGAAAGAACAUUAUGCAAGGCUCAAUGUAAAAACAAGGGGUGGCGUUCCUCAGGGCUCAAUCAUUAGAACUCUCACAAUCUCAUCUUUAUUUUGCAGAAAGCACUUUAAAAAAAGAAAAUGCUGCAAACAUUCAAACAGUAACUGAAAUACAUGUGUUAUAUGUAAUUAUAAAGAUGAUUUCUAGGUAUCAGAAAGCAUUUUAAGGGGUGGUUUUCAGAACGAUAUACAGAAUGUCCUAUGUGAAGAGAAUAGUUAUUGCAAGUUCGUUGUGAAAUACCUCUUUGCAAGAACUUUACAAGUGUUAUUGUUUUCUUGUGUAAGUCAAGAAAUCAAGAAUUUGUUUUAAAUAUUCUAUUUUUUUUUUAUUUUGUGUUAUUGGGUAACAGUGUCACUGUCCAAACAGAGGCUUAUUACAUAUGGGGGGGGGGGGCGUCUUUACUUUCUGCCUGGUAUUUACUCAUUUUGGUUUUAAAUAUUUUCAAAAUAUAAAACUAUUAAAAAAAGUCCAGACACAGAGGUGCAACUGCAGAGUGUCAGAGAUACACAUUAUUCUACAUAAUGCCAAACUACAGUACUCCAAAUUAAAUUAAAGUAAUUAUAAUAGAUCAAAGAAUUAAUAGUACGUUCAGUCUGAGCUGCAAACACCAGACACAACAACGCCUUUGGUCAACGGUUGUUUUUUUCAUGCAUUUAAGUUUCUUUUGAUAAACUCUGUAUUUCUUUUCUUUUUUUCUAUCAAAAAAUGACACAGCUGACUGAAUGUCCAAAGCAGGUUGUUACUGUAAUGCACUGUUACAUAUUCAAAAGAUUGUUACAAUCAUAACUAUCGGCAUGAGACCAACAAGUUUUGGAAGGAUUUUAUUCCAAAAUACAAACUGUUACAAUAUAAAAUGUUUAAAAAGGUUAAAUGUAUUGAAAAAGCUGAAAUAUGCAGAACUUAAUGUACUUUUGAGGAAUUAUGCUUGAAAAGUUAUACUUGAACAUUAAUUUAUCUGUGCAUCUACUAUAAGAUGUACAUUAUAUACUGAAGAUAUGCUAGCAUAGAAAAAGAAAAACGGGUAUAUGUCUGUUGUGAAUGUAUUGUCCUGAAGGAAAAUAAAACUAUAUGGUUUCCUGUAUCAUUUAAAAAAAA